AUGUGGGGUAAUGUGCGUCACAUAAGAAGACAUAAACACUCUGAAAUCUGUUUCAUUCCAAAUCCAGGUCGUUUCUUCCAUUCACUCCAGGUUUUAUAUCAUUCUUCGGCUGAUGAUUCAUACAAAGAUGCAUUGCCCCGUGAAUGGUACGAAAAGAAGCUUCCGGUUCUCACGAAACUAACCCGUGCGUUGAAAGACGUCGAUUUAGUCGACGGGAAGCUCGAAGACACCAACGGCGUCAUCAUCUACGAUGAUCGGAUCAAACAGAAGAUGCAAGCUUUCAAGUCUCUGGCUAGAAUCUUCAUCGGUUCUCCUUCGAUUCAGCAGAAGCUCAAAGAACAGCAGCAACGCUUCAAGUUCCCAGCUUUUGCUACUGAAACCGAGAGAGAGCCAUUAGUGGUGAAUUCUUUGACCAAAGUUUGCAACUUUCUCGACAUCUCGGCGCAACAGCGGAAGGUAGUGAGAACCACAGUGUGUUCGCAGGUCACGCAGUAUCGUAUAUGGAGAGGUGCUCUUGACGAUAUUCUGAAUGGUCUCAAAGAAGAAGUUGAUUGGUUACUUGAACAUGGCGAGACGAGAGUUACGAGGCAAGGUUUGAAGUUGGGCGAGCAAGUGAUAUUGUCUUGCCUCAAGUACUUAUCUGAAUCAUCAGUUUCAUUUGAAGCAGAGAGCUCAACUUCAUGGAUGCGACCUGUGCCAGCUAGAAACGCAAAGGCAAACGCUUCUGCGAAAUGGGAAGAUGUUCUUGACAUGGUCAAUGACGUGAGAAGGUAUCUCGAACAUGACGAAGAAAGCACUGUGCUUUACCAUCUGGGAAAGCUUGUAUCGAUGAAAGAAGGGCUUCUACAGAUCAAAGACGUGUUUUUGGACAAUACUAUUGGAUUCAGAGAAGUUAGACAUCAAGAGCACCUUGUGUUUAGGAAGCUUUCGAAGAUGCUGGGAAGUCCUUCGCCGUGUUUGUUCACUCUCGUCAUGUAUUUCCUCUACGGCCGUGUGCGUGACAUCGAAGUUGAUCUCUGUGGAGGGUUUCACAAGGAGAAGAGCGAGUUCUUGUGCUUAACCAUGGGGAGGAUCUUGACCUCAACGGAUGAGAAGAUGUUGGAGAGAGGGAUCAAGCAGUUGGAUAGAGCCUUGGGGCUCUUUGAGUUUGUGUGGGAAACUGCAGGAAUGAAAGAAACUCUUAACCUGCAAGGGCAUUUAUGGUGCCUUGGCGCUGAAGAAAGAUCCAUCACAUACCGUGGGAAAACAUUCUUCCUGCAUGACCUUAGUCUAUGA
Molecule: messenger RNA, 1275 nt
Organism: Microthlaspi erraticum
Lineage: Eukaryota; Viridiplantae; Streptophyta; Magnoliopsida; Brassicales; Brassicaceae
Source: the annotation of a GenBank genome assembly